This is a messenger RNA of Cyclopterus lumpus (lumpfish), 3998 nucleotides long. It is a transcript of the gene haspin, whose product is annotated as histone H3 associated protein kinase. Gene Ontology annotation, biological process: mitotic cell cycle; intracellular signal transduction; protein phosphorylation. The record is from RefSeq and is a predicted model, not a curated record. Gene Ontology annotation, molecular function: ATP binding; histone H3T3 kinase activity. Gene Ontology annotation, cellular component: nucleus; cytoplasm. Bases 232 to 3771 code for a protein of 1179 amino acids. Lineage: Eukaryota; Metazoa; Chordata; Actinopteri; Perciformes; Cyclopteridae. The transcript has 16 exons.
CUGUUGACCAAUCAUCGGUGCCCAGCAGUUUGAACGAGAAGCGGGUGCGGCGGAUUCGAUUCCUUCGGCAUAGACAUGAAAAAGCGAACAUAAGAUAACAUAAUUAAUCACGGGAAUGGAUUAAACAGCGCAUCAAGUGUUUCGUUUGUCUUCUCUGGGUCAGUAACGUCAGCUGAGUGCGCCUGAACGCCCCGUCGAUGUAACACGAGUCUGGAUUAUUAGCGUCGUCACAUGAAGUCGGUAGUUAUGAAGACGUACGGCAAGGAGAGGCGAAAGCUGUCCGCCUGGAUCUCCCCGGACGACCGCAAGAAGGCCUUCGACAGCUCGCGCUCGACAGACGGCGACUCCCCCGUCUUUGAGCCCGCUAACCCGACCAGGAAAAGAGGGAGGAAGACCAGCGUUUCCAGUCGGAGAGCGACCCGUCCCGCCAAGAGGAAGGCCAUGCUAUGUCUGGCUGAGAAGAGCUGUGACGAGGAGAACGCGCCGUGUCCUUCCCGUCCUCAGCCUGCUCGGCAGAGCAAGACCGCCAGAGUGAAGAACAUCAGCGUCGCCUGUAGUCGAGCAGUGCGUCCUGCCAACAGAAGGGCCCCGUUAUGUCUGAAGGAUUCCACCAGCGAUGAGGACGACGUCAACGGGGCCUCUCCACCCCGCCCUCAGCCCGCCCAGCAGAGCAGGACAGACAGUCUUCUUUUUUCUGCGGGCCGCUUUGUAACGCGCCGCAGACGCGCUGCUGCCACCAAACUUGCCAAAUCGCCGUUCUACGUAUUCGACUCUUCAGACGACUUUACGUCCAGGGCCUUCGGUCCCAGGAGAAUAGUUCGACCCAGGGGGAGGAGCGCCCGCCCAGCGCCUUUGGCGUCGAGUGCAGAGAACUCUCUGAACGCCGCGGGGGACGCCGGCUUCGCCGCCAAACCCUUCCGAGAGACUUCCCUCAACGAGUCGACGAAUCACAGCCUCGGACCCUGCCCCAGGAAGCCCAUCUUUUGCUCCACCCCCUCGGCGGGCUCCUUCAGCAAACGGCCACGCCUUAAACACCCGUCCAACAACGACCACUCCUCCAGCCCUCCAUCCAUGUCCGUGAGUUGCAGCGUUGUCUUGAGCACAUUCCAGGAGGACGUGGAUUCGCCGGGGCAGCCGGGUUCCCCGCCGCUUUCUGCAGAACCCAACGGGCGGCUUCGUUCUGAGGAGAAGCGAGGGCCAGGCCCGCAUCGCCACGAAGCGCCCUCCGGUUAUUCGUUUACGGAGCCCAAGAGCUCCAACAAGAGACGUCACUGCAGCGAGGAAGACGCCGGAACCAGGGAUGUCGGAGGGUCGUCAAGUCUGAAUCUGCUCUCGACAGACGACGGCGAAAGCAGCAGUCGUUUUGUGUCGUCAGCGGGAGGGUUGGAGUGGCUCAGGGACGCUCUGAAGGAGAGGUGUCUGGCCGAGUGCUGCGCCGUGCGGCUGGAGCGAUUGGACAAGUGCGCCGUGUCGCACAUCCUGCAGUCCUCAGAACCAUCGUUUCGCCUCCGUUCAUCUCUGAGCCACAUUAAAGCCCGCCGCCGUUCAGGCUCGGUAAAUAGUUUAGAGGCCUCCGAGCACGCGGCCUUGGUGACCGCCGGUCACAACGCGAACACUUCGCCGUCGGCCGAAGACUCGCGCUCGCAGCGAUCCAUGGAGCAGUCGGCAUCGGUACUCUAUGUCGACUCUACCCACCACAACGACGGCAACGUUGAGUUCAUCGCGGGCGCACAUUUACCAGCCGACGAGCCGAUCGAUGGGUCCACGCGAACACCGUCUGCUGGAGCAGCUCAGGGCCAACGUCUUCCUAAGAAAUGCACAGUUCAGAUCCACAAAAUGGCUUUGUCCCACGCAAACAUGUUCAGAAAUGACAAUGACACGACGGACCCAGAAGACGCCGCAGAGGGGAGGACGUUGUCGACAACCCACAGCGGUCUGGUGGCGCACACGCGCUCUGGUCGCUCAGAAGCGUCGCUCGCGACAACGCUGAAGGAGAAAUGUCGAACUGCCAAAGUCCUUGUCGAGGUGAGGAGAGUCACUCCGUCACAGCUGAGGGGAAUUCAGCAGCUCAAAGAAGCCACCCUCGAAUCCCCCAAAGACGCACCGGGCUCUGCCGGCGACGAGGACCGGGCAUCGCGCGGCCACCGGUCUGAGAGGGAUGCCAACCGGCGCGCCGCGGAGAAUAGACACUCGGCCGGCUCCGGAGACGAGGUCGCCGCCAAGAGCAAAAAAACGCGUGCGGCCGCGAAAGAGCCGAAGCCGAGGAGGAGCACGUCAGCCGACCGGCCCGGGACGACCAGGAAGGCGUGCGUGAGCGGCCUGAGCGUGAGCCGCUGGAAGAACCACGCCGGCGCACACGCCUUCAGGAGCAAGCCGGUGGACUGCAGCAUCGACGACCUCAUGUCCACGCAACACAAACAACCACGGGAGUGGCUGGGCAGCGCCGUGAGUUUCUCCACCCCGCAGAAAGCCAGUCGCCUCAACCUCUCCUCUCUGCUGGCUGACCUGACGCCCAACACGCACACCUGGAGUCGACUCAAGGCCGCCCUCUCUGUUCAUCGCAAGAACAAGGUGCUACUCACGCCGAGGAGUUCACGUCCGGCGGUGCCACGCUCGUCUCACCGAUUGGACUUGGUCGACAUCAGCCAGGACCUCUUUGCCACACCCUUUAGAACGCCACUCCCCAAGCGCGUGCGUUCAGGGCUGCUGAGCAGCAAUUCCCUGGUUCCGUGUGAGGACGCGGAUCUGUCGGACGCAGAGAAGGUGUGUGCCGAGUGCGGCCAGCCGCGCCCUCUGCCGUGGGAGCAGUGCGUACUCCCCCAACGCAUGAAACAGUGUGUGAAGAUAGGGGAGGGGACAUUCGGUGAGGUCUUCUCCACCACCAACGCAUCAGGAGACACUGUAGCCCUCAAAAUCAUUCCAGUAGAGGGCAGCGAGAAGGUGAACGGAGAGGACCAGAAGACCUUCGGAGAGAUUCUUCAUGAGAUCAUUAUCUCAAAGGAGCUGAGCAGCCUCAAAGAGAAGCAGCGGAACAAGACUCCCGGAUUCAUCGGACUCAACGGCCUCCACUGCGUUCAGGGCCGCUACCCUCCGGAUUUCCUGAACGCUUGGGACGCCUUCGACCAGCAGAAAGGCUCCGAGAAUGACCGACCAGGUUUCUUCAAAGCGGACCAGUUAUUCAUAAUCCUGGAGUUUGAGUUCGGCGGCGCCGACCUCGAGAACAGCAAUGGAACGCUGAAGUCUUUGAUGGUGGCCAAGAGCAUCCUUCAUCAGGUCACUGCUGCCUUGGCUGUAGCUGAGCAGGAGCUCCACUUUGAACACAGGGACCUCCACUGGGGCAACGUGCUGGUCAAAGCCACCACGCAGAAGACGGGGAGCUUCCUCCUGAACGGAGCGGCCCACUCUCUGGAGACUAAAGGGGUGCUGGUCCGCAUCAUCGAUUACUCUCUCUCCAGACUGGAAAUCGAUGAUCUGACGGUGUCCUGUGAUAUCUCCAAUGACGAGGAGCUCUUUAUGGGCCGGGGAGAUUACCAGUUCGACAUCUACAGACUGAUGAGACGGGAGAACGGAAAUAACUGGAGCAGCUACCACCCCCACACCAACGUGCUGUGGCUCCAUUACCUGUGCUCCAAGCUGCUCUCCAUGAAGUACCGGGGCUCGGGAGGGAGGGGCUUCAAGGCCAUGCGAGGGGAGCUCACUCAUUUCCAUGACAACGUCCUCCAGUACAGCUCUGCCACCGAGGCGCUGCGAACCUGCCCCAUGUUUCAGUAGUACUAUGAGUAUGAAGCCCGUGUGGGUCGUCGGACCCUCCAUGAGCGCAGACGUGUAGGCGGUUAUUGAUUUUACUUUUAAUGUCCAGUGUUUACGCGGCUGUCAUUUGACACAGGUUAUCAUAAAACCCUUUUUGAAAACAAAGUACUCAUGUUUAUUAUGCAUUUCUUUUAGUGCCUGUUCCUGCAUUUCUGUAUAUAUGCAUUAAAAAAAAAAAAAGAUUCAUA